This is a messenger RNA of Grammomys surdaster, 1129 nucleotides long. RefSeq names its product growth factor, augmenter of liver regeneration (gene Gfer). Gene Ontology annotation, cellular component: mitochondrion. The transcript has 3 exons. The record is from RefSeq and is a predicted model, not a curated record. Gene Ontology annotation, biological process: liver development. NCBI's taxonomy places the organism in Eukaryota, Metazoa, Chordata, Mammalia, Rodentia, Muridae. The coding region runs from base 36 to 632 and encodes 198 amino acids. Gene Ontology annotation, molecular function: flavin-dependent sulfhydryl oxidase activity; flavin adenine dinucleotide binding.
CGCCCUCUUGGCCCCGCUGCCCGCACGCCAGCAAGAUGGCGGCGCCCAGCGAGCCCGCGGGUUUCCCUCGCGGCAGUCGCUUCUCCUUCCUGCCGGGCGGAGCGCGCUCCGAGAUGACCGAGGACCUGGUGACUGACGCGCGGGGCCGCGGCGCAAGGCAUAGAGAUGACACCGCCCCUGCCGCGGCCCCGGCGCCGCAAGGUUUGGAGCACGGCAAGCGACCGUGCCGGGCCUGCGUGGACUUCAAGUCGUGGAUGCGGACCCAGCAGAAGCGGGACAUCAAGUUUAGGGAGGAUUGUCCACAGGAUCGGGAAGAAUUGGGUCGCAACACCUGGGCUUUCCUCCAUACGCUGGCCGCCUAUUACCCGGACAUGCCCACGCCAGAACAGCAACAGGAUAUGGCCCAGUUCAUACAUAUAUUUUCCAAGUUUUACCCCUGCGAGGAGUGUGCGGAAGACAUAAGGAAGAGGAUAGGCAGGAACCAGCCAGACACGAGCACUCGAGUAUCCUUCAGCCAGUGGCUGUGCCGCCUGCACAAUGAGGUGAACCAGAAGCUGGGCAAGCCUGAUUUUGACUGCUCAAGAGUCGAUGAGCGUUGGCGUGACGGCUGGAAGGACGGCUCCUGUGACUAGAGGGUUACCAGCAGGGUGUGUUGGGGCAUCUAGCUUCCAUGGGCAACCUGGCUAUCGAGGGACAGCCUGAUUGAUUAAAGUGCAUCUGAGCCAACACUUGUUUCUGUGGUGGGGGGAGGGAUCCCCAGAAUACUGCCUAUGGGAACCCUACCACAGGAUUAAGAGGUGCCUACUAUAGACACUUGGAUGGCCUCCUCAGCUAAAGCCUCAUGGGACUGAAGGUGAGAGGCAGGAGUGGUCCAUGGUGCUCCGCACCCUUUAUAAUUUAACCCAUUAAUACAUUUGGGACAUAGUUACCCCAAAGGAAGAUGGGCUAGACCGUUGCCUUCCUACUACCUAGCCCUGGCUGCCUGGGUUUUUCUCUUAGGGUGUACCAACCAUGGGGCCCACUGUCAGCCUGGCACAUGGUCUUCUGCAGCAGUGACAAGCAUGUCAGCAGAGGAUCCUGGGAACAGCUUCCUUAGCAUUUGAGACCAAAAUAAAACGAAGUGACUUAG